This is a messenger RNA of Cylicocyclus nassatus, 249 nucleotides long. NCBI's taxonomy places the organism in Eukaryota, Metazoa, Nematoda, Chromadorea, Rhabditida, Strongylidae. The record is from the annotation of a GenBank genome assembly.
AUGGUCCUCACUCCCAAAUGCUGGCGACACAGCGAGAUCACGGACUUUCUGCUGGAUGCAUUGGAUCUAGGACACUAUGAUUUGCAAGGAUACAGGCUCGAUGCUUUGAGAAAUUCUCGCGAUAGCUUUUGGUUAUCGUUAGGCGAAAGUGACGAAGAGCGCGACAAAAAAUUCAACAGCCUUCUUGAGCAGAAGUCAUACUGGUUAGUCAAAUUGGAAUCUGCAUUUCCGAGGCGCUCGAAAACAUAA